Molecule: messenger RNA, 4518 nt
Organism: Penicillium brasilianum
Lineage: Eukaryota; Fungi; Ascomycota; Eurotiomycetes; Eurotiales; Aspergillaceae
Source: the annotation of a GenBank genome assembly
AUGCCUUCGCGCACUCGCCAAGGUCCUGCCGAUGAGCCGGAGGAAGAGACGGGCCUUCGCAAUCUGUCCUUCAAUCAGCCGCUCUCCUGGCGCGUGGGGCGUUCCGCCAUCCCUAUUGCCGAUCUCCUGGAGCGUCUACAGACCCUCGCCCAGGAACUUCGCAAACUCGAACAGGAAGAAAUCGACAAGGAAUCUCUGACCAAGGUCUCCAAAGAGCUCGCCAGUGCUCAUUUGCUGGCGCAUAAGGAUAGGGGUGUCAGGGCGUGGGCCAUCUGCUGCAUUGUCGAUGUCUUGCGACUUUGCGCGCCGGACGCGCCCUUUACGAGGAAUCAGCUCAAGGAUAUCUUCACCUGCGUGGUCACGUCCAUUAUCCCCGCACUGGCCGAUCCAUCCAACGCCUACAAUGCGCAACAUAUUUACGUCUUGGGCUCGCUCGCCGAGGUCAAGAGUAUCGUUCUCAUGACGGACCUUGAUCACCCGGACUCGCUCAUUGUCCCUCUUUUCACCACUUGCUUCGAUAUUGUCUCGGGAUCGUCCAAGGCCUCUACGGGGGAGGAAGUGGCCAAGGGCGUUGAAUUUGACAUGACUAGACUCCUGGUUACUGUCAUCGAUGAGACUCCAGUUUUGGCGGCGGAGGUGGUGGAUACCAUCGUGGCGCAAUUUUUGCGGGUUGACCCUCGCGUGCUGGAUAACCCAAAGAAGGGCAAACGGCCCGACGCACCCUUGGACGCCAAGCAGGACACCCUCCUCCUGAAGGAUUACCCUCCAGCCUAUAAUAUGGCCAAGGCGAUCUGCCAGGCUUGCCCAGAACGAAUGACCAGUCAUAUCAGCCAGUACUUCAACAAUGUCAUCAUUGAUGCUUCCGGUCCAUCCAAUCAAGCCAAUGGAGCCAAGGGUGGCUCCCGCAAACCGAACCUCGACGACUCGGACGAGGAAGGUGAGGAUAUCAAGGAACUAAGCAAGGCGCAUCGUUUGAUUCGAGAGCUUUGGCGCGCCUGUCCAGAAGUCUUGCAGAAUGUCAUCCCGCAGGUGGAAGCGGAACUAUCUGCUGAGUCGAUUGCUCUGCGAUUGCUGGCCACCCAGACUAUUGGUGAUCUUGCAGCAGGUAUCGGUGUCGCAGGACCACCUCCGCCUCCGUCUAUGGAUCCCGCAGCAUACCCCCCCGUCACACUGGAAGAAUUGUCGCAAAUCGUCACCCAAACUAGCGUUCUUCUGACGCCAGUUUCCCCUAAGCCCUUUUCACAGGUGCAUGCCUCAGCUUACGAGGCUUUUUUGAGCCGGAGACUUGACAAGACCCCGUCAGUGCGCGCUGCAUGGGUUACCGUCGUGGGCCGGAUUCUGUUGACCUCGGCCGGCGGCUCUGGUUUAAGCGAGCAUGAGGAGCAAGCUCUUGUUGAGAGUCUUGCGGAUAUGCUCCGUGAUGCUGACGAGAAGGUUCGUGUCGCUGCAGUUGAUACCGUCGGGCAGUUUGGGCUCUCGCAUGUCGUUCACAAGCUAGGAAUGAAGGGCGGUUGCUCUACUGAAAACUCCGUCCUUGCAAUUCUCGCAGAGCGAGUCAAGGAUCGGAAGCCCCAAGUUCGUGAGCAUGCGAUGAAGAUUCUGGCACGUAUGUGGGCAGUUGCGGCCGGCGAGAUCGAGCAAAAUACCGAGCCUGCCGUGUCGCUAUUGAAAGAUGCGCCAUCCAAGAUUUUUGAUGCAUUCUACACCAAUGACCAGGAGAUCCAUAUCCUGAUUGACCGAGUCCUUUUUGAAACCCUUCUCCCUCUCAAUUACCCUCCAAUUAAGACGAAACUCUCGCGCUCCGCGUCGAACCAGUCGCAGAAGCAAAAAGAUAGCCAGGCCUCUGAGCCCGACCAGGAAAACGAUGUUGAUAAGAUUCGUGUUCGUCGAAUCCUUACUCUACUUCGCGGCUUGGAUGAGAAAGCUCGAAGGGUGUUCUUUGUUAUGCUAGCACGUCAAUUGUCCAUGAGGUCAGCGAUGACGCUCUACCUGGAGGCCUGUGAGAAGUACAACGGCGGCGUUGUCGGAAAGGAUGAAGAGCAGUUCAAGGCCCAGCUUUCGCGAAUUAUAGACUCGUUGUCCAAGACUUUCCCAGACGCCUCGCGAGCUUCUGCAGAUCUGUGGAAGUUUGCCAAGGUCCAUGAUCGUCGCAGUUAUCAGCUCAUUCGGUUUGCCAUGGCAGCCGUUAGCGAUUAUCGUACCGUGAUCAAGGCUAUCAGAGAGCUUCAACGGCGCGCCCAAAGCGCUAACAAUACGCCCCUUCUCGAGACCAUCACCCCUCUUCUCUAUCGCUCCAGCUCGCUUAUUUUCAAUCGAAGUCAUAUCCCGGCUAUCAUGAGCCUGUCUCGGACGGACGAGAAUGGCUUAGCCAAUGCGGCACAGGAGAUGCUCAAGCAAAUAUCCUCGCAUAACCCAGAGGUCCUGGAAGCACAAGUGCAGGAAAUGUGCAAGGAUCUUGAAGCACAGGCACCCAAGGCAAACUCGCCCGGCGAUGCUAGCACCGAAGAGAUUCUCAAGGCUUGCGCUGGGUUUGCUAAGAAGCUCCCGGCCAAGCUUCCGAAGGAGCGCAAGUUUUUCCAGGCUCUUACCAACUACGCCUUGUACAGUACCUCGCCUGCGUCUGCCAAACACGCUGUCUCUAUUCUCAUGGCUACGGCCGACCGGAAGGAGAUGUACGCAAAGGAUCUGGUUCAUAAAUGCGUUAAAAAAUGGUCGUAUGGCUCUGAGCACUUCCUCACUCGUCUGGCUGCCUUGUCGCAAUUGAACCUUCUCGCACCGAGGGAAGCCGAUGAAGAGAGUGAUGCAAUCAUCUCAAUUGCUGUCAAUCAGGUGCUCUUGACCAACCGCGCCCCUGAGGAUAACCCCGAAUACAGCUGGUCUGAGACUACGGAUGAGGAGACCCAGGCCAAGGAAUGGGCCCUCAAAAUCAUUGUUAACCGUCUCCGGGCCAAGGAUGGGUCAGAUGGGGAUGAUGAUAUCCGUGCUCACGCCGAGCCCGUUUACGACACACUGAACAAGUUGGUUGCUGGCGAGGGCGAGUUGUCCAAGAAGAAGGACACCCCAGCGAAUCAAAAGUCACGCCUACGCCUUCUUGCUGCCAAGUCUCUCGUCAAGCUGUGUGCUUCCGGAGCACUGUGCGACCAACUACUUACCCCAGCAAACUUCAACUCGAUCGCUCUGAUGGCACAGGAUCGACUUCUCCCGGUGCGCACUGCGUUCAUCAAUCAUCUAAAGAAGAAGCUGGUGCAGCGGACACACUUGAGCCAUCGCUGGUACAUCAUUCCCUGUCUGCUCGCCUUCGAGCCCAGCAAGACCUUGAAGGAGAGCACGCUUACCUGGCUUCGAGCUCGCGCCGCCUUUUACUCCCAGCAAGCUCAGGCCAGUGGCAAGAGGACCGAGCAAACCAUGGUGAUGGAGUUGAUAUUCUCACGUCUCCUGUCCCUGCUUGCUUACCAUCCUGACUACCCGUCCGAUGAACUUGAUGAGUCGACGAGGUUGGGCGAUUUGAGCGACUUCGCACAAUAUAUCAUUUACUAUCUUUCUGCUGUGGCCAAUGAGCACAAUAUGUCCCUGAUCUUCCAUGUUGCGCAGCGCGUCAAGCAAUUCCGCGACGGUAUCACCAAAUCCGAUGAGAUCUCCACCCGCCUUCACACCCUGUCCGACCUCGCCCAAGCUACGAUUCGACGCUUUGCUGACAUUUACUCUCAACAACACAAGUUUGGUGGUGGUAGUAGCGGUGCCACGAACCUUCUCCAGACCUACCCCGGAAAAAUGGGUGUUCCCAGCUCCCUUUUCGCCUCGAUGACUAGUCAUCGCGAGGCCCAAGACGUUGCUGAUAAGAACUUCCUCCCUGAUGAGAUUGAUGACUUGCUUGACCGUGUGGUGCGGGCUGCUAUGAAGCCCAGGAACGCUUCUCACGGUGCACAAAGCGGUUUUGUGAAGAAGCGCAAGCCCGAGGCUUCUGAUGCGAACGGCUCUGCGUCGAAGAAGGCCCGAAAAGAAAAAUCUUUCGGGCGGCCUCGCAAGUCCACAUCAUCUGUCGGCGUCUUGGGCAAGUCCUCUCGGCGUAAGCGGACGGGUGAUGACGAAUGGCCGUCUGAUGUGGGCUCCGAAGAUGAUAAGCCCAAGUCUACCUCGGCCCGUCGGCGCAGCAGCCGUGGCACUGGCAAGCAAGGGGUCAGCUAUGCCGACAAGGACAGCGAUGAGGAUGAUCAGGAGAUGCAAAAGUGGGAAGAGACCCAAGAUACUGAGGGCAAGGACGAUGAAAACGAUGAGGAGGAAGUUCAAGACUCGGACGAGGAGAUGCCGGACGAGGACGAUAAGAACGAUGAGAACGAUGACCAAGACGAAGAAAAUGCCGAGGAUGCCAGUGAGAAAGAAAACUCGCCGCCGGUCCCACCAAAGCGCGGUGCAAAGGGGAAGGCGAAUGCCAAGGCAUCUGGUUCAAAGACCAACACUCCGGCCAAGCAAGCAACUACAUCAACAUUGCCGACGCGUCGAUCCUCUCGUCGAGGAUGA